Entamoeba histolytica HM-1:IMSS is the source of this 987-nucleotide messenger RNA. RefSeq lists its product as uncharacterized. The transcript has a single exon. Bases 1 to 987 code for a protein of 328 amino acids. NCBI's taxonomy places the organism in Eukaryota, Evosea, Mastigamoebida, Endamoebidae. The record is from RefSeq and is a predicted model, not a curated record.
AUGACGUUACGUGAAACGUCGUUUUAUCUUUCAUUUAUUCAACAAUCACGAUGUUAUUAUGCCAGUUUUCAUCCAAAACCAAGACCUGGAGGUGGAUAUUAUCUUAUUAUGCAAAAAUUUAAAACAAAUGCAAUUCUUUUUGAUACAUUUGAUGAAGAUCAUUUAUCUCAAACUUUUAGACUUCGUGUUGUUGAUCACCAAAAACGAUUUCAAUCUUUACACUUAGGAAUUGAACCUUUUUCUCCAAACAAUUUAUAUCUAUCGUCAACACAUCAACCGUCAAUUCGUUUUCGUUUAAUUAAUAAAAAAUUUGAAUGUUUAAUACAACAUGAAUCUCCUCAAAUUGGUACAACAGAAAAUAUAACGAAUUCUUCAGUUAAUGAUCAGUUUGAUGUAUUAGGUGAAUUGUAUGCUGGAAAACAAACAAAAGAAGGAAUAAUGGUUGUAGUAAACACUGCUCAACAUUUUCUCUAUAAGUCUAAUUUGUCAGGAAUUUAUGGAAUUGGAACAUAUGCAGUUCCAUUUAAGCCAAUUCAUUUCAUAUCAAUGAUCAAUGAAAUACCAAAUGUUGAUAUUAUUCCUGGAACUGUUUAUUUUAAAGCUUGUCUUCAUCAAAAUUUUGAACAUUCAACUCUCUUUAAAAUGGAACAAGGAGAGAUUGGCGUUAAAUUUCAUGUAAUAUGGAAUAAUUCACCAACAAUGAAAACAGUUUCUGGUGAUUGGUGGGUAAAGGCUCUUGGAAAUGGGGAAGGUGGAAAUGAUAUUGUAUUUUGUGAAGAACAAGAAGCUAACGAGUUUUGUAUUUCUGGUGGAAGAUUAGAAGUCAUAGAAAAUGGAAAAAUAAGGACGUAUAUUGGAUUAGGAGAGAAGAGAGAUGAUGAAAGUUUCUUUUUAACAACAUAUCCUUUAGAUUUAUUAACUUUUAAAUUAGAAGUAAAAAUUAUUAGAUAUUUUGAUAAUCAGGAAAAAACUACUCUUGAAGUGUAG